Molecule: messenger RNA, 2264 nt
Organism: Trichobilharzia regenti
Lineage: Eukaryota; Metazoa; Platyhelminthes; Trematoda; Strigeidida; Schistosomatidae
Source: the annotation of a GenBank genome assembly
AUGGAAGCAUUGGCGAAAUCUUCAACAGAUCCUAUGAUUAUUAGUUCACUUCUAAUGAAUAGUUCACAGAAAUGGAAUAUAUCCUCGGAAAUUUCUUCAAAGCAUUCAAGGAAGAUAUACAAUUUUAAAGAUAAUCCAUAUCGUCUUUUCCACGUAGACGAAGAUGAAACUAAAGAAAAAGAAGAAGAAGACAUUGGAGAAGAUGAUGAAGACAAAUCACUUAUGGAGAGUAUUUUCAUCAAUAAAAGCAGUAAAGAUGUACAAGAUGACGAUGAUGCCAUGAAUGAUUAUCAACAAGAAAUUCAAGCUAAAUUAAAAGAAAUAAAAGCCUACAAAUACUUGUUAAAACAAAGCAAUACUGAAUUAGAAAUGUUAAAGUCAAACAAACCAUUGAACAUUGAUCAAACCUUGUACAUUGACAAAGAAAAAUUAGCAGAAAAUGAAUUACUUAAAAUAAAUUAUCAUAAUGAAAUGCUACUACGUAAAAAAUAUCAUAAUCUUAUAGAGAAUAUGAAAGGAAAUAUCAGAAUCUAUUGUCGUUUACGUCCAGUGAAUUUAACCCCCGGUGAAAAGGAUACUACUACUGCCAGUGUAACUACAAUUCAAAAUGGGAAGUAUGAUACAAAAGUAUUAGCUUUAGAUCAGUAUACAGUAUUAAUAAAAUAUAAUCACACGAGUAGAAAUUAUAACUUUAAUCGUGUAUUUGAUCAGACGUCAACACAAGAUGAGAUUUUUGAAGAAAUCAAACCGCUAGUGCAGUCUUCAGUUGAUGGUUAUAAUGUAUGCAUUAUUGGUUAUGGUGAAACAGGCAGUGGUAAGACAACGACACUGUUUGGAGGUAAAGAUAACUUGGGAUUAUUACCCCAUGUUGGGGAUUAUUUGUUUGAAUUGGUGAAUAAACCAACAUUCACUGAAAAAUAUAAAUCGUCUAUUUCUUUGAUGCUUCUUCAACUGUACAAUGAUCGAUUGAUAGAUGUAUUCAAUAAAAAUGGGGAAAACAUUCAAGAAGAUCUGGAAAUCAUCAUGAACGAUAAUGGUAUUGUUGAUGUUCCUAAAGCUACAAGACUAAGUGUAAAUGAUGCCAGUAUGUUUCGUCAAAUCGUCGAACAAAUUAUACCAAUCAAUAAAACAUUUCCAAAAUCAAAAAUUCUCCACAGCUCAAAAUCUCAUCUCAUCCUGAGCAUAUUUUUGAAUAUUACCAAUAAAAUCAAUCAAGAAUCAUACUAUGGGAAAUUUUCAAUAAUUGAUUUAGCCGGGAGUGAACAACCAGUGAGGAGAGGAUUAACUGCAGAACAGUUAAAAGAGGUCAACUUUAUUUCCUCAACACUUUCAACUUUGGGUGAUGUUGUUUCAGCCUUGUUAACAUCACAAAACUACGUGCCUUAUCAGAAUAGUAAGUUAACACAACUUAUGCAAGAUUCACUUGGAGGGAAUUCAAAAUCUGCUAUGAUCAUAACAAUUAAUCCAACCAUAACAAGUAUGUCGGAGACAAUCAAUUCACUAAAUUAUGCAACACGUGUUAAGUUAGUUCAAAAUAAACCUCAAAGAAUCUCCUCCAUCAGUAGAGGUAUAAAGGCUACUAGAAGUUCAAUCAAUCUACAACCACCACCAACAGGAUCUAUUAAACGUAAAAUAACCAAUAAAUAAAACAUUAACGCGGUCAAUUUCUUUAUGUUAGACUCCUUACUACUUUUUCUGUUUAUUGAUUUAUUUAAACGGAAAGAUUUGAUUUAGCUUGCUUUUAUUUCUCAGUAAUCGUUCUAUUCAACGACAGAUGACAUUUUAUUCAGCUUUGAUGAAUACAUUGUGUUGUGUGAAGGAAGAAUUAGUGUUUUCAUAUUUGUAAUGUAAAAGUUAAAGUUUUGCAAGCCAACAGUGUAAUCUAUCUCUGUCUGUUUUCGACAUAAAACUUCGCACUGAUCUUGCAGAAGUUCAAGUUGCCACACUGCCUUCUCCAUGUAGCACACAAAGCAAGAGAAGAAAGUAAAAAGGAAUGCAUAACAGAGAUAGUAAACAGAUGUUUAAGACAAAGGAAUAGCAAUAACGAAGAACAACAUAGUUUAAAGCAUUUGUGUGGAUCAUUUCUUGGUGCCUAUAAAAUUCCACGUUUUUUACUAUAAGCUAUAGUUUCCAGUGGUAUAUAUUUCACAGGAAUUGAUGUGACUUAUGAAAAAAAAUGAAAAAAUUACCUGUCUUCGAUCAUAGGUGCCUGUGCUCUAUCUCCCGUGUUAGAUGGUGGUAUAAUAAGGUGAGCAAUAUUGAGG